CUGAAACAUGCUAACCUCAGUGCCCAUGUUCACUAACACUGACCGCAGGCAGGGAGUGUGUUUUCAGAGAAAGGUGCUAACUCCCCCAAACCAGUGCCUCAGGGACCUCCGAGAGGACAGCUCACCCACAGUGGGCUUCACACAGAAGGAGGCAAAGAAGACGACCAAGUGGGACGUGUGCUGAACGGGAGGCUGGUGUGCUCAGGUCCAUGAAUUUAUCACUCCCUCAGCUCCAUGGAGCCACCACCAAUCAGCACUGAGCAAGGCCACAGGCCCCUCAUGCCGUGCCUGUGAGUUAAACUCUCUUCCUCACCCAGGCCUUAUUACGGCCGGUCCUCCCACUGCUGUCACACAAAGGGGAUCACAGAUAACACAUAACCUACUUUAGUCUCCGAUCGCUGCUUCCCCUCGGUAUAGCUCCUGGGUUCAUCCACAUUGAGGGUCAGUAUUUCUUAUUGCUGCUCAGCAUUCCAAGGUAUGGAUGUUUGACAGGUGUCCACCGUCUCCCUCCCUGAAGGACCUAGGUUGUCUCUACUUGUUGGCGACCAUAAACAGGACUGUGCACAGGUGUAGAGGUGUUUGCAUUUCUCUAGGCCACACACUGAAGGGAGGAACGGCUGCACACGGCUGUCCAUGCAGAGCUGGGAAGCCAUGCUUCUGUGAGGAGGGAGGAAGGACAGAGGGAGAUUGGGAAGUUGCCGGGCCCACAGGAGCCUCUGCUCUCACACCGGUGGCUGCUGGUCCCGGCGCUGAGGUCGGUGCCCGGCCAGCCCAGCCAGGUCCCCCUCGGGUAAAGACAUGCAGCCCCUGAGCCUGGGGGUGUUGCUGCGAGGGCUCGCUGAUCUCUCUUCCAGGGGAUGAACAACCAGUACGUCCGCCGGGAGGUCUUCUGCCGGAACAGCUGCCACGAGCUCAAACACUUCUGGGAGCGGGAGAUCGGCAAGCAGACCUUCUACCGGGAGUCGGAGGAGCGGCGCCUGGGGAGGAGUGCGCUGAGGAAGCUCAGAGAAGAAUGGAAGCAGAGAGUGGAAACCAAGCUGAGGCUGAGGAACAAUCCAGAUGAGACUGAAAAACAGGCAAACGUUGGCCAAGAGCUUCUGGCUUCCUUGACGCAAGGGGAUACGGAGCAAUGAGGUCACUCUGUGGACAGGCGCGGCUGUGGCCGAGUCCCUUCGCUGUGCCAACCAGCUCUCACCUCACAGGUUCGCCAACGCUUCCCAGCACUCCAUGGAGUCAGCAGCUACUCCGGGCUCUCUGCCGGUCUCCGCAGAGGAGAUUAUUAGAUACAAAAGCUCAUGUGGCAUCUUCACCUCCAUGCGACUAUCGUCUGGCUUUGAAAUGCACGUAUUUUCAGUUCUAAGCACGUCAGGGGAAUGAUUGUCAUGGCCAUACCGGAAACGCCCACAGUUUUGCUCCCCAUUUUCCUCUUAGGAAGCGGGUUCAUGUAGUCCUUUCUCUUGUUUUCUUCUUGUAAGAAAAAUGCAUCUGCUGGAAUAAAAAUAUUGUAAAUAGUCGUGAAAAUAAGGUUUGCAAAUAAAAUUACCGAAUGCUAUUUGGGUUAUUGUUAAGCUAACUUAAAAGCUCCCAUGCCCGCACAGGUUCUCCCCGUCGGCUCCACUGAAGUGUCUGCCAC
This is a messenger RNA of Pipistrellus kuhlii (Kuhl's pipistrelle), 1633 nucleotides long. It is a transcript of the gene FAM240A, whose product is annotated as family with sequence similarity 240 member A. NCBI's taxonomy places the organism in Eukaryota, Metazoa, Chordata, Mammalia, Chiroptera, Vespertilionidae. The transcript has 2 exons. The record is from RefSeq and is a predicted model, not a curated record. The coding region runs from base 858 to 1133 and encodes 91 amino acids.